AUGGAGGAUGUAAGGGAUGGAGAUUUGAGGGUACCUUUAAUCUCCUCUCUCUUCUUCGUUUUGGUAAUCAUCGGUGGUAUUUUCCUCACUUUCUACGUUUUUCUACCCAGCAUCGCCCAACCAUGGUUUCCUGUAGUUGCAUUUCUUCUGAUAGGCUCUCCUUGGGCCUUUUGGAUGUUGACCUAUUUGUAUACGUGCUUCAAGGGUACUUGUUGUCCUAGAGAAACUUCCUACCCCUACGACGUCCAUCAGAAUUAUUCAAGGCGAGGGGGUCCUGUUUAUCCAAUGCCACCUCGUCAGAAUGCUAUGAUCUCAAGCCAAGACCAAGCCACGGGUAGGCCCUUAUCCAAGGAUAAACCCCCAAAGCCACAGCCACAGCCAUCAGGUACGACCAAUGUUGUUGGUUCAAGGCAUGUCCACUUUGGAGAGGUGGUGGUGGUAGAAAGUGACGGAAGCAAGGUUAUCCAUGAAAUGGAUUCUUGGACAAAUCCAUCCAAGUUAGUCGUAAUGGCUCCACCGAAAGCUAGAUCAUCUUGA
Messenger RNA from Lactuca saligna, 537 nucleotides. Lineage: Eukaryota; Viridiplantae; Streptophyta; Magnoliopsida; Asterales; Asteraceae. The record is from the annotation of a GenBank genome assembly.